GUGUACUCUCCUCUGUGAAGUGGAUAACUGUAUACAGUCAACCUCUCUGCCACCAUUCAGCCACAGCUCUGACCGAACACUGCUGCUAUCAGUGAUUCCUUUUACAGCCUGUUAUAGUUGUGUAAUAACACUGCAAAGGGUGUCAUAAGUACACCCAGAAGACUACUUUGCUGCGCGCUUGGACACUUUGGGUCUACUUUUACGCAUGGCAGCAUCGGUGACAUUCCAGGAGUGACAACUGGACGGACCGGAGCUCUGAACAUACACCAACUCGUAUAGAGUUGUUUAUGAACUAAUUUAAGUUUCUAUUCUCUCCUCUUCGUCCAGCCGUCUGCAGCAGAAGCCAUGUUUUCCAAAGCCACUGCCAACUUCCUCCGCCAGAUUGACCCUGAAGGAAGCCUCAUCCACGUGUCCAGAGUGAACGACUCACAAAAACUGGUCUCCAUGGCACUGGUCGUCAAACGCAACCGCAACUGGUUCUGGCAGAGCCCCAAGUACCAGCCAACGGAUUUCACCCUCAGCGACCUGCUGCAAGGCGACAAGGUGCUCAGUCCAGGAGUGUCCGAGAAACCCUUCCUGACCUACAAGGGGACGUUCAGUGACAAACUCUCUGGGAAGCUGGAAACCGAGGCUGGCUCCGUCAGCGUCUCACUAGAGGGACGGGGCUCUUCCAAGCUCCAGUCGUGCUUCGGCGAGCUGAAGAAAGAGGAACUGGAUGUGAAGAAGCUGUUACGAGACUCCAGCCUCAGGCUGGUGGACAUGCAGAACCCGUUGGUGAAGCAGCUGGAGAAGCGAGCUGAUGUGCUGGCAGUGGUGAAGGAGAGGAUCCUCACCACCAACUCUUGCUCCGUCACCCAGACGAAGAAGGAGCAGUGCACCUUUCAGGGGAUCCUCGGGCUGCUGGGCAUGCUGGCGAACUCUGUGAAGGUUUGUGUGAAGGACAGCAACGACAUUGAGUCAGACAGUGAUGUUUCCUUGGAGAUCCCCUCUGGUACAGUCAUCGCGUACAGCAUCCUGGAACUGGAGAUUAAAAAGAAUGGACAUUAUGAUAUAUGUCUACAACCGGGUACAAUAGGAGGCAUUGAGGCAGACACGCCUACGUCCUGGCCAUCCCAUGAUUCCUUGAAUGUGGUGGACGGCAAGUGCAACGGAUCACAGGAGAUGGACCUUUCUCCUCUGGCCGAGCUCCCCCAGUCAACUCGAUGUGCCUUGUUCAAGACCCUCCAAGAGACUCUGAAGGACAGAACUGCUCUGUCAUAUAUGGAGGAUUUGCUGGAGCAGUUGUGCAGUAGUGAAACAGUCGAUAUGGCCGAGCAUGAGGAGCUGUCGGAGAGUCAGAGGAAAUCCUUGUCAGCCAUACUGGACCGACCCGGCACAGACAGUGAUGCUGAGGACAGCCAGUCUGGUGUCCCUGCCCACCUGAAUGCAGCUCACCUGUUGGUCAGUGCCAUGGAAGAGUUGCCUGAUGAAACUCUGAGCCUCUUGAGCGAGAGCCGUCCUGAUUUUCUGGAGGCCUUCGACACACUGAUGUGCAGGUUAAAGAAGAACUGCGAGCCUCUCUCCGUCCAGUGUCUCCCCGUCCCCCUGCAGGACAACCAGGCCUUCCAGCUGGCAGAGCAGCUGCUCAGCUCCAUCAGUGUGACGCUGAAGCGAGACGGCGACAGGCUGUGGACGGAGACAGGAAAUAAAGCAGGAGUCCUCCCGCUGGUCCUCAGUCUCAGCAUACAGGGAUUGUCCCUGCUGUCCAAAGAGCAAUAGUAGUAGUAGUAAUGUCUACAUGUGCACUUUUCUUUUCUUUUUCGUGGAUUGUAUUCUCUCCAUUUCUUUCUUUAUUGUGAAGUUUAUUUGAACCAAGAUAAGCAUAACAUCUUUAUAUUAUUAUUAUUGAUUUUUUAAUUAUAAAUUAAUAUUGUUGACACUAUAAACGAUAUU
Molecule: messenger RNA, 1932 nt
Organism: Sebastes umbrosus (honeycomb rockfish)
Lineage: Eukaryota; Metazoa; Chordata; Actinopteri; Perciformes; Sebastidae
Product: gasdermin-E-like
Exons: 10
Coding region: 346-1758 (470 amino acids)
Biological process (GO): programmed cell death
Cellular component (GO): cytoplasm
Source: RefSeq, a predicted model, not a curated record